This is a messenger RNA of Peniophora sp. CBMAI 1063, 1902 nucleotides long. The record is from the annotation of a GenBank genome assembly. NCBI's taxonomy places the organism in Eukaryota, Fungi, Basidiomycota, Agaricomycetes, Russulales, Peniophoraceae.
AUGUCUACUGAAGCACCAACAAAACGCCGUAAAUCCAAAGGCGACAAGACCGCCGCUGCAACCGAGCCUGCGCCUGCACCCGCUACUACUACUGUUGAACCCGAGUCUAUUGCUACUGCCGUCAAAUCCUCGCGUAGAGACCGUAAGAAAAAGGCUAGACACUCUACUGCUUCUGAGGUCGACGUGACUGCUGCCGCGGAGGAUAUUGAGGCUGAGGGUGGGAAGAAGGAGAAGAAGAGGAAGGCGGCGGAGGUUGAGGCUGAGGCGCCGGUUGAAGAGGGAGAGGGCAAGAAAAAGAAGAAGCGCAAGUCGCAGGCUGCCGAGGAGUCUGUCGCAGCGCCCGCUGAGCCUGCUGCCGAGCCUGCGCCUGAAGCUGCUCCCAAGAAGGAGAAGAAGCGCAAGGCAAAGGCGGCCGCGGAAGAUGCCGCACCUGUCGUCGAGAUUGCUGCAGCAGCUGAGGAACCUGUCGCACCUACGCCGAAAAAGGAGAAGAAGCGCAAAGCGAAGGCUACCGAGGACUCCACACCCACCGUCGUCGAAGAUGUUCCCGCUCCCGCCGCCGAGGACGCGUCGAGCUCCACCGCGCCCAAGAAGGGCAAGAAGAAGGACAAAAAGGGCGCCACGGCAAAGGCCACGGAGGUUGCGACGUCCAGUACCGAAGCCGUAGUUUUGGUCGCCGCUGAUGAGGCUCUCAAGUCGGCAGCCGCUGUUGAGAAGGAAGUGGAGGUUGUCGCCAAGGAAGUGGAGACUUACGUCGAGACACCAGCGGCCGUCCCAGCAAAGUCUUCGAAGAAGGCGAAGAAGGCUGCCGCAUCCGCUACGGACGUUCCUGCCGUCGCUGAAGCUAUCGCCGAAGCCCCCGCUGCGUCUACGCGUGCAAAGACCUCAAAAAAGGCGGCGAAGAAGGCAACGGCAACAGUCACGAUCGAGGAGGAUGCCGCUCCCGCGUCGACAGUCGCCGUCGCUGCGGCAUCCGUCGUCGUACCCGCGCCUGAAAAGAAGUCGAAGAAGCGCAAGUCCGUGACCAUCGACGAGGAUGCCCCUAUGCCUGAGUCUUCAUCGCCCGAAAAGGCGCCUGUCUCUAUCCUGAAGAAAACCAAGAAGACGGCCGCCACCGCGACGCCCGCGAAGACGAAGAAGGGACCUCGUGCCCCCUCGCCGGCGCCCGAACCGUCCGGUUCUGACGACGAUGAGGCUAUGCCUGCUUCACACGAGGAGGAGGCCUCAGCGGACGCACAGGAGAGCGACGAGGACUCGGAGGACCUGCAUCUACGUGGGUUUUCGACGGACGAAGACUCGUCUGACGAGGAGAUGGAGGACGACGAGCCGGGCGUGGACGUCGGUACUCUUCCUACAAUCGAUCGCGAUGACAAGACCGUCAAGCGGAGACUGGAGAAGGCCAAACGGGAGAAGAACGUUGACCGUGGUGUUAUCUACCUCGGCAGGAUACCUCACGGUUUCUACGAGGACCAGAUGCGCGCAUACUUUUCCCAGUUUGGAACCGUUACUCGCUUGCGCUUGUCUCGAAGCAAGAAGACUGGCCGCUCCAAGCACUACGGCUUCAUCGAGUUCGACUCCUCGGCCGUGGCCCAGAUCGUCGCCGAGACGAUGGACAACUAUCUCCUUCUCGGCCAUAUCUUGCAAUGCUCCGUGAUCCCUCGUGAUGAGGUUCACCCAUCACUCUGGGUUGGCGCGAAUAGAAAAUACCGUGCAGUGCCUCAUGACCGCCUUGCGCGCGUAUCGCACAACAGGGAGCGGGAUGGCGUCGAAAAGGCCCGAGCGGAGAAGCGGUUAUUGAAACGCCAGGAGGCGCGUAAGCGCAAGCUUGCGGACGCUGGCAUCGAUUACGACUUGGAGGGUGCUGCAUACAAAAAGCCGAAAGCAGUUGAAGCGGCGACCUGA